GUAGAAUUGGCAGCAUUCGUCCGGCCCAAAAGGCUGUUACAAUGCUUGUACAGCAUGUUUCUUUCAAUAUAUGUGUCGCUAACCCCCUGCGGCUGUAAGGUUGACGUCGACGUCGGUUUGUACAACUGCUGGAUGAGCCAGUAUGCCUUCUCACUGGGCGGAUAAGCCGUAUUCUCUUAUUUCUACCGAUCCAUUCUCGAAAGACUCCUCGCAUGCGGCAUACUAUGUUGCAACGCAGAUGGCACUUGCCCACAAUGGCAUACUCCGAGGGUUGAACUCCAUCUACCUCCAAGCGACUCACAUACCGCGCGAAGACCUGGUCGCCAUUGGAGAUUUCCUGACAUAUUGCCAAUGCUGGUGUGAGUCCAUGCACCACCACCACGAUGCCGAGGAGGAGAAUUUCUUCCCGAGCAUAGAGCGGAUAUCAGGUGUCCCAGGAAUCAUGGAACGCAACAUAGAGCAACACCGAGCAUUCACGCCGGGAUUUGAUCUGUUUCACGAAUACUCUCGGACUUGUCUUCCUGAACAUUAUGACGGACGGAAGAUCAGGAGCCUCAUCGAAGAUUUUGCGGAGCCGUUAAGUCGACACCUGCAUGACGAAGUUGAAACUCUGCGAGCUCUCGACAUAUACGACAGCAAGUCUGUACGGCAAGCCUAUCAGCGUCUCGAAAAGAGCCUAAUGGACACCGACAAUUAUCGAAUCGGCCCUCUCGUGUUUGGAACCGCUGACAGGAGCUUCGAAGGCGGCAUGCAUGACUUCCCAUCUGUACCAUUCUUUGUGCCUUACAUCAUUCACUACUGGUUUGCUAGGCGGCAUCGUGGCGCUUGGCGAUUCAAUCCGUGCACUCUUUGGAGGGAUCCCAGAGAAUUGGCCUUUAAAAGUGCAAGCACAAUGCCCUGAUUCCACUCCAGGAAUGUGGCAGUUCUUCAGGUAAUGGUCAACUGGUCUAGCGAGCGGCAGGCUGAUGAUUUGAAGGAGAAUAAGGAUAGCACAAGUCCCCUUGGUGCGGCUGCACAGUAUCAAGAAAGCUAGAGGUGGGCAAAGACCCUCGGGUGCUUAUCGCAUAUCUCCAAGACCUUCAGCAGAACAACAGCAACACAGUACAGCCAUGUCCCAGUCCAGCAUUCACGCGCCGGUGGAAAUGACAUGCAUCCAUGUGAGUAUGAAUGCUUGCGGGUGGCUGUACCUACCUCACGCUCGGUUAUCUUUCCUUUUAGCAACACAAGCAAUUUUAAUCUUGACAUAUCAUAGAGACAAACUUUUCUUCAACA
Messenger RNA from Exophiala xenobiotica, 1272 nucleotides. RefSeq lists its product as uncharacterized. The transcript has 3 exons. The record is from RefSeq and is a predicted model, not a curated record. Bases 143 to 901 code for a protein of 252 amino acids. NCBI's taxonomy places the organism in Eukaryota, Fungi, Ascomycota, Eurotiomycetes, Chaetothyriales, Herpotrichiellaceae.